AUGGCGAACCGUUGGUGGGGGGGACAAAUGGGUCUUUCCGGAAUUGACCCGUCCAUGUCCGGGUCAUCAACGCCCUUCAAGAAGUCAUCAGAUCUGGGAAUCUCAAUUAACGACAACAAUGGCGGAGAAGAAGAAGAGGAGAGAGAGAACAGCGACGAGCCCAAAGAAGGUGCAGUUGUUGCAAACCGGAGGCCAAGAGGUAGACCGGCCGGUUCAAAAAACAAACCAAAACCCCCGAUCUUCGUCACAAGGGACAGCCCUAACGCCCUCCGUAGCCACGUGAUGGAAGUCGGGACAGGAUCCGACGUGGCGGAGUCCAUGGCAAACUUUGCAAGGCGCCGCCAGCGUGGCGUAUGUGUACUCAGCGCCAGCGGCCAGGUCACAAACGUAACCCUACGCCAACCAUCUGCACCUGGGUCGGUCAUGGCUUUACAAGGUCGAUUCGAGAUCCUGUCGUUGACCGGUGCUUUUCUUCCGGGCCCAGCCCCGCCAGGAUCGACCGGUCUGACAGUGUACUUGUCGGGUGGACAAGGGCAGGUUAUAGGCGGAUGCGUGGUGGGUCCUCUGUUGGCGGCUGGUCCGGUGAUGGUUAUUGCUGCAACGUUCUCGAACGCAACGUACGAAAGGCUGCCGUUGGAGGAGGAAGAUGCGGCUGAUGGUACUAGUACUGGUGGACCUAUACUUGCUACUGGGGGUUCGUCUCCUCCUCCGGGGAUGGGGUUAUUGCCACAACAGGCAGGCGGGUUGGGGGAGUCGGGCGGCGGAUCAUUAUCUGGAUUCGGGUUGCCUCCUAACUUGCUUCCGAAUCAUGAUUCAUUUGCUUGGAACCAUGGCCAUGCCCGUCCUCCUUAUUAAUAA
Messenger RNA from Impatiens glandulifera, 858 nucleotides. RefSeq names its product AT-hook motif nuclear-localized protein 20-like. Gene Ontology annotation, molecular function: DNA-binding transcription factor activity; minor groove of adenine-thymine-rich DNA binding. Bases 1 to 855 code for a protein of 284 amino acids. Lineage: Eukaryota; Viridiplantae; Streptophyta; Magnoliopsida; Ericales; Balsaminaceae. The record is from RefSeq and is a predicted model, not a curated record. The transcript has a single exon. Gene Ontology annotation, cellular component: nucleus.